AUGGAGGCACCAGAAGUGAAAGCUCAAGAUGUUGACUUUCACGAUAAAUCGGAUUCAAACAGUGAGAAUUCAGAGGUUUUCCUCCAGGAAGCUACUGCAAGAAACCCAGUUUUAGUGUUAGAGUUGACCUUGGACAGUAAGAUAAAGUACAUCAGCAAGUCCUGGGAAUCUAUUGUUGGAACUUCGAUAGAGAAGCUAAUUGGCACACCCAUAUCUGAGAUCAUUGUUGGCAGUGAAGACGAUAAAGCUGUACUACAAAAGGCUACAGACAUCAUGAUUGUCGACGAUAACAGUUAUAGAGUUAAGUUCACGACCCCCACUAAUACUUUAAAGCACGAGCCUUCAGAAUCAGAAGGAGAAGAAGAAGAACAAGCGCCAGACAUACAUUCUUCUCCAAAAUCCCUAGAACGAAACAGCAACAUAUGUUCAGAUUUAUCCACCGACGGCGGCUUCAUUCAACUGGAGGGACAGGGGAUCUUGAUUCAUAAUAACACAACGCACACCCCUACACACUCUAUUUGGAUGCUAAAGCCCUCCAAACAAAUUGACGAUUUGUCAUUGGAAUUACCGCAGCAACUGGUCGAAGGCCUAGGUUUUGGUAUCAAUAUUUUUGAGAGUUAUUUGUAUCAACUAACGGAAGCUGGAAUUGUUGACGAGGAUAAUAUACCUCCUCCAACACAUGAGCUUUGUCGAAUAUGCGAAACUCAGGUUCCGUCUUGGUGGAUGGAAAGGCACAGUGAAUUUUGUGUUACACAGCACAAAACAGAAACCAUCGUAGAACUUAAGCAUGAUGCUGUUGUUGACCAAAAAAAGCUAAUAAAACAAAUGCUUCUUACGUUAUCCAACAGCGACGGUAUUUCUUUACCCUCUAAAUUUACAAACAGCGAUGAUUAUCCCUCCAGCGCUUCUUCCAGUUCAUCUUCCAGUAGUAUUGCUUCCUACAGAGGCUUUCCGCUGCCCACAGUAACCCAUCCUAAACAAAAACAUGCAUCAGUUGCUAGACAGCUAAUCACAAAGAUGACCCCGGCAGUGAUGAACCUGAAUCGGUUUCCAUUUAAGAAUUUAUUUGCAUUACAGGAUAUGUGCGAUGAUGCCAUUCGUGUGAACUACGGAACAGUUGAACUACAUAAUGGAGAUUACAUAGUGGCAUAUUCUCCCAAUUCAGAAGCUGCUAUUAAAAGCUUAUCGGAACGAAAGCUGCCAGAAUCGACUGACAAAGCUAUAAAACUAUUAACUGAGGAUACUGAGGCAAUUUGCAAAGAGAAACUGGAUGCCAUCAUGAGACUGAGCUAUGUGAAUCAAUAUGUUGAAAAAGUGACUAGGGAAAUGGAUGAUUUGAUACUUGAUGCAGUGAAACAUACCAUUGAGAAAAUAAGGGAUCAAAUUGAACGUGAUGAUUAUAACAUCACGUCUUCCAGCGAUGAUUUGGAUGAUCGUGUAAUUGAUCCAACUCCCAUGAAACCUAAUACAUUUGGCCAAAUAUACAAGUUCAACGAGAGCGAACAAGACCGCUCCCUUGAGUUUGAAAACGUUACCGAAUAUGAAGACGCAGUGAGCACAAUCCAUUCACCUCAGCCUCAGACCAGGAAUACUUCGUCACAUGUAGAUCUGUUCAAUCAAACGUACUUGACAAAUGACUCCAUACCAUCGAAUGCUCUAAGCAAAUCUCCAGCUAUCACCGAGUUAGGAAAAGAGACUUCAAGAUCUUUGACGCCUAAAGAGCUUUCUGAAACUUCGACACCGGUGAUCAGCAUUUCUUCAAAUAUGUCUAGCAACGAUGGAAUUGAAGUCAUACAAACGGCAAGUUCUCAAAAUGCACCUCCAAAAGGCCAAGCCUCUCAGACUCUGCUGCAGAAAGCAGGCUCGAGAUCUUCAAGGUCUUUAACCAAGAACAAUCUUAACUCUCCUAGACGACAGCUUUCGCCAGCACCUAAUUACUUUUCGGGAUCGCCAAUGAGCUCAAUACAAAAGAAUACAAUGUCCAGAAUUGUCAGACUAUCUGACUCAUCCAGAGCAAGUACACCUCAAAGCUCUCCAAAGAUGAAUACUAUCGAUAUCCCCCCUGUAAGUGAUGUCGAGAAAGAUUCUACCAGAAGCUCUAUUAACCGAAUAGCGCCGCCGUUGUCUCCAUUACUGUUAUCAUCUAACAUUCCCAAGCAAGCUAUGGGUCCUUCAAUAAGAGACUACGAGAUAAUUAAACCAAUUAGUCGCGGAGCUUUUGGUUCAGUAUAUCUCACCAAAAGGAAGAUUACUGGAGAAUAUUUUGCCAUUAAAGUUCUUAAAAAAUCAGAUAUGAUAGCAAAGAAUCAAGUUACCAAUGUCAAAUCCGAAAGAGCUAUAAUGAUGCUUCAAUCAGAGUCUCCGCACGUUGUGCAAUUGUACUCUAGUUUUCAGAGUAGGGACUAUCUAUAUCUUGUUAUGGAGUACUUAAAUGGUGGAGACUGUGCAACUCUUCUCAAGAAUAUGGGACAGCUUCCUGACAUGUGGGCCAAGCGAUAUAUUGCAGAGGUUAUUGUAUGUGUGGAAGAUCUUCAUAAUAAAGGGAUUGUCCAUAGAGAUUUGAAACCUGACAAUUUUUUGAUUGAUCAUGAAGGACAUUUGAAGUUAACAGAUUUUGGGUUAAGUAGGAUGGGGUUGGUUGGAAGACAUUCUAGGGCCAGAGAAAACUCAACCGGGUUUUUAGGCCCUCCAGAAAUGGAAGUGUUCCAGUCUCAGCCAUCCAUCAAUGCGAGAAGAAGGAGUAGGGCUGGUUCCAUUCCCCAACUAUCACUAUCACCUGGUGUAGGACCAUUUGGCACUCAUGAUUCCGACAACGUUGUAACGCAUUCACCUUCAUCCUACUAUGCGUUAGAGUCUGUUCUUAAAAGUGAUAAGCAAGCCGCCAGAACUUCUUCAACUUCAAGCUCACUUAACUCUCCCUUGGUCAAGCCAUUAGUAAACCGCUCUAAUUCUCAAACUUCUUUUAUAAUUCAUGAUGAAGACAUGGUCCCCUCAAGAAUGAACUCACCUUUUCCAAGUAUGAAUUUGGCUUUAUUUGAUCCUAAAACUUCAACCCAAACUCGGAAGUUUGUUGGUACUCCAGAUUAUCUUGCACCAGAAACUAUCCAAGGUGUAACACAGGAUGAAGCAUCGGAUUGGUGGUCAAUUGGAUGUAUCCUAUUUGAGUUUCUCUUUGGGUACCCACCUUUCCAUGCUAAAACGCCAGAAUUAGUUUUUGAUAAUAUUCUUCAUGGAGAGAUUCAGUGGCCCGAGAUACCUGAUCAAUUAUUUCAAGAACUUUGUUCCAACACAGCUAAAGAUUUAAUAACGAAUUUGCUUCAAAAAGAUCCAAGUAAAAGACUCGGAAUAAAUGGAGCUGUGGAGAUAAAGAGUCACCCAUAUUUUAAAGAAAUUCACUGGGAAACUCUAUUUACUGAAGAGGCCUCUUUUGUUCCACUUGUUGAAAACGUUGAGGACACCGAUUAUUUUGACUCAAGAGGGGCAGAGAUGAUGAUUUUCCCCAGCGAUUCAGAAAGUGCACAUGAAUCAAACAAAGAAACUGACAAUAUUCCACAAACACAAGCAAGCUCUCCUUCUUUGAAAACUUCUGCUUAUAUUACACCAAGUUCUGGUUCUGGUUCUCCCGGAAGUAACAGCCAAUUGGGAGUUCCCCUCAAAGGUAAAGAGCGCCGAGGUAGCCGUCUUGCUGAAGGCUCAAAUGGAGAAUUUGGUCUUUUUAGUUUCCGUAACAUUUCUGCGUUGGAGAAAGCUAACAAGGACGUCAUUAAACGGUUGAAAAAUGAGCAUUUGGAGAAUAGAGGCAGCUUUUCAAGUGAGCCAGGAUCUCCAACGAUACAGAAGGGAAGACAAUUUUCAAAUAGCAGUGGUACUAUUAGACGUGCGGAUUCUUCUCCAUCGAAUGUGUUAAACUCUCCAAUUAAGAGAGCUAGCUCUCUAAACAGUGGGGCAAUUUUGAAUCCGAAAUUCGGAGCUGUGUCUAACACUGGUUACUCUUCAGGUGAAGAGGUUGCUUCAAGUGCGAUCACCAAAGAGGACACGAACUCUCCAGUGGGCCCCAAUCUUUUGACAACGCAUGCUCGCCUCCAUCGAAGCUCCGGAUCUCGAUCAACUGACCAUGGAUCUCCCAUUCAUAAAGCAUUGAAGGCAGAUUCGAAAACUCCAGUACAAUCAUCGCCAACGGACUCCAACGGUCACCCAGGACACGGGCGAUUUGAUUCUUUCUCCAGUGCAUCCAAAAUGCUUUUCAACUACAACAAUAAUAACAGCACUAGAAGAUCAAGUGAUUUAUCGGCAACCAGUUCCGAUACCGAUGAUACCAAGAAUGCUGCGUUAUUGAGACUGAAGAAAAGAAGGAACUCAAGAAAGUUUCGAACUUCAUCAUCUUCUACUAGAAACAAGCCCUGGGUUUUCCGAUAUGAUAUCUUACUUUUGGAACCUAUUCCUAUCCACAGGUAUAACAUGGAAGUCUUGUUGAAAAAGAUCGGUGUAAAUGUUGUUAGUAUUAAAGAUCCUGCAGAACUGAUCAGAAGAGCAUCUGCGGGUGUCAAAUUUGACUUCAUCUUUACCACCUUCAAGCUCCCUAAUUUGGAUUCGGCGGAUUUAGUGAAGCUCAUAAAGAACACAGCAAGUGUGAAUUCUGAUACUCCGAUAGUUUGUGUUACGGCCUAUUUCAAGGAGGCAAGCUCCAGCGGUGUUUUUGACUAUGUUAUUGAAAAGCCUGCGACUAUUGAAGCUAUAAAACAUUGUAUCAAUCUAUUCAGUGAGGUGAAGAUUAUGGAUGCUCAGGAAGCAAUUUCAGACAGUGAAAGUCUCGUUUCAGUGCCAAGUUUCAACAUGGCUCAUGCUCAUUAG
This is a messenger RNA of Komagataella phaffii GS115, 4851 nucleotides long. RefSeq names its product Glucose-repressible protein kinase involved in signal transduction during cell proliferation in resp. The transcript has a single exon. Gene Ontology annotation, cellular component: cytoplasm; nucleus. The coding region runs from base 1 to 4851 and encodes 1616 amino acids. Gene Ontology annotation, molecular function: protein serine/threonine kinase activity; ATP binding. Lineage: Eukaryota; Fungi; Ascomycota; Pichiomycetes; Pichiales; Pichiaceae. The record is from RefSeq and is a predicted model, not a curated record. Gene Ontology annotation, biological process: peptidyl-serine phosphorylation; phosphorelay signal transduction system.